Messenger RNA from Oikopleura dioica, 579 nucleotides. Lineage: Eukaryota; Metazoa; Chordata; Appendicularia; Copelata; Oikopleuridae. The record is from the annotation of a GenBank genome assembly.
AUGCAUUUUAUAUUUUGUAUAUUUUUAUUAUCCUCAGUAAAAGCAGAAAAUUCACUAGAAUUCGAGAGAACUAUCGUUGGUCCUUUAUUUUCAAACUUUACACAGAAAAAUUUUUGCCAAACAACAGAAUGUAACGUCGUUCGAAUAAAAUGCCCACUGAAAUCAACAUCGAUAACUUGGAAGUUUCGGCACAUUGUGGCGAUUACAAGGGAAAGAGCUCCAGUUUGGGUGGAGUUUGAAGCGAAAAAGGCUUGUAAUCAUACGUAUUUACGGCAGUGCGAGAAUUGCAGAGAAUACUGUUUUUGGUCGCCCAAGGAAAUUGAAAUACAGAAUUAUUACGCCUUGAAAGACGAUGGGCUUUACAAAUGCUCUGAUGGACUCGAAGAAGCUACCGGUCACUUGAACUUCAUCAAUCCUAAGUGCGGAUCAAUGUGCGUAGCUGCAACGACGAUUGUUUUGCUGUUUAGUUUCGCGAUUGUCGCUGGAUUAACGUUUCCCUUCAUUUUUUCAAAGGCGACAACGAACGUUGGAACUUGUGAUAAUCCGCGAAGAGUUACCAAUUCAAGAGACGAGUCAUGA